Messenger RNA from Callithrix jacchus (white-tufted-ear marmoset), 4299 nucleotides. RefSeq names its product NUMB like endocytic adaptor protein (gene NUMBL). Lineage: Eukaryota; Metazoa; Chordata; Mammalia; Primates; Cebidae. Gene Ontology annotation, biological process: positive regulation of neurogenesis. Gene Ontology annotation, cellular component: cytoplasm. The record is from RefSeq and is a predicted model, not a curated record.
GCCGCUGCUGAUGUGGCGGAGGGUGGGAGGCGGCCGCGGCUCCCGGAUGGAAGGAGGGUGCCAAGGCUGGAGAGGGUGGUCCUGGGUGGGGGUCCAGGAACAGGCCCAACAAGCCAAAGAACGGGAGACGGGGGUCUUGGGCACAGACCCCUGUACCAUCUCUUGCCAAGUCCCAGGAAAUAGAAAUCCUGGACACAAAAUGAAGGACAGGGGUGCAGAGAUUCUAAGUACAACUAGAACUGAAUAGGGAUGGAGAUGGGGUCCAGGACACAGCCCCCGUAUCAAACCAAGGCCUCCAAGAGGCGAUUCCAGACACAAUCCCUACCCCUCCCAGCCUGAGGGGAUCUCGGCACAACAACUCCCUAGACACAGUCUCGAGGAUGGGGUCACUGCAUACAGCUUUCCUACCAUGCCAAGGCCUGGGGGAACUCCAAGCACAGCCUGCCCCCAGGCCUCAGAGGCACCCUGGGCACAGCAUCCCCCCAAUCCUUGGGCGGUGUCCCAGGCACAGCCCCUUCUCAAACAAGGUCCCUGUGCCUGGAACUCCACCCCACCCCAGCCUGAAUAAAAUAAGGACAAUUUCAGGCAACCCCCACCCCCUCCACCCCUUGGCUUGGUCAAGGGUCCCAGGGCACAGGAACCCCUAGGCCACCCCCUUUGUCCCCAGGGCAGCCCAGCUGUGUAAGAGUGGCCCCACCCGCAGGCAAGGUACCGUUUCCCCCUCCUUGACCUGGCCCCCCAGGCUCCAGGAUUCAGGCUGGGCUGGGGGCGGCUCCCCAGGGACCCGGAGCAGCCCUGUCUGUCUGCAGCGUCUGCGGUGACGGUGACGGCGGCUUUGUGUGUGGGCGGACCCCGGAGGCCUGAGCGGCAUCUGCCCCCAGCCCCCUGUGGGGCCCCGGGGCCCCCAGAAACCUGCAGGACGGAGCCAGACGGGGCGGGCACCAUGAACAAGUUACGGCAGAGCCUAAGGCGGAGGAAGCCAGCCUACGUGCCCGAGGCGUCGCGCCCGCACCAGUGGCAGGCGGAUGAGGAUGCGGUUCGCAAGGGCACGUGCAGCUUCCCGGUCAGGUACCUGGGCCAUGUGGAGGUGGAGGAGUCCCGGGGGAUGCACGUGUGUGAAGAUGCAGUGAAGAAGCUGAAGGCGAUGGGCCGAAAGUCCGUGAAGUCUGUCCUGUGGGUGUCAGCCGAUGGGCUCCGAGUGGUAGAUGACAAGACCAAGGAUCUUCUGGUCGACCAGACCAUUGAAAAGGUCUCCUUUUGUGCUCCUGACCGCAACCUGGACAAGGCUUUCUCCUACAUCUGCCGUGACGGGACCACUCGCCGCUGGAUCUGCCACUGUUUUCUGGCGCUCAAGGACUCUGGCGAGAGGCUGAGCCACGCUGUGGGCUGUGCUUUUGCCGCCUGCCUGGAGCGAAAACAGCGACGGGAGAAGGAAUGUGGGGUCACGGCCGCCUUCGAUGCCAGCCGCACCAGCUUUGCCCGCGAGGGCUCCUUCCGUCUGUCUGGGGGUGGGCGGCCCGCGGAGCGAGAGGCCCCGGACAAGAAGAAAGCAGAGGCAGCAGCAGCCCCCACUGUGGCUCCUGGCCCUGCCCAGCCUGGGCAUGUGUCCCCAACACCAGCCACCACAUCCCCCGGUGAGAAGGGUGAGGCAGGCACUCCUGUGGCUGCAGGUACUACUGCGGCUGCCAUCCCCCGGCGCCAUGCCCCGCUGGAGCAGCUGGUUCGUCAGGGCUCCUUCCGUGGAUUCCCAGCACUCAGCCAGAAGAACUCGCCUUUCAAACGGCAGCUGAGCCUACGGCUGAAUGAGCUGCCAUCCACGCUGCAGCGCCGCACUGACUUCCAGGUGAAGGGUACAGUGCCUGAGCUGGAGCCUCCUGGUGCCAGCGACAGUGACAGCAUCAACGCUCUGUGCACACAGAUCAGUUCGUCUUUUGCCAGUACCGGAGUGCCAGCACCCGGGCCACCACCUGCCACAACAGGGACUUCUGCCUGGGGUGAGCCCUCUGUGCCCCCUGCAGCUGCCUUCCAGCCUGGGCACAAGCGGACACCUUCGGAGGCUGAGCGGUGGCUGGAGGAGGUGUCACAGGUGGCCAAAGCCCAGCAGCAGCAGCAGCAGCAACAGCAGGCAGCCUCGGUGUCCCCGGUGCCCACCAUGCCUCCCGCCCUCCAGCCUUUCCCCGCCUCGGUAGGGCCCUUCGACACGGCACCCACCCAGGUGGCCGUGUUCCUGCCACCCCCACACAUGCAGCCCCCUUUUGUGCCCGCCUACCCAGGCUUGGGCUACCCACCGAUGCCCCGGGUGCCCGUGGUGGGCAUCACGCCCUCACAGAUGGUGGCCAACGCCUUCUGCUCAGCUGCCCAACUCCAGCCUCAGCCUGCCACUCUGCUUGGGAAAGCUGGGGCCUUCCCGCCCCCUGCCAUACCCAGUGCCCCUGGGAGCCAGGCCCGCCCUCGCCCCAAUGGGGCCCCCUGGCCCCCAGAGCCAGCGCCUGCCCCAGCCCCGGAGUUGGACCCCUUUGAGGCCCAGUGGGCGGCAUUAGAAGGCAAACCCGCUGUUGAGAAACCCUCCAAUCCCUUUUCUGGCGACUUGCAGAAGACAUUUGAGAUUGAACUGUAGCUCAAGCCGCCCCGCCCACCCCACGUGCCCCACACCUGGGAGUGGAGGCACAACCUCUCCCCUAACCCUGCUCCCUGGGGCUGCGCCCCUCAACACCCUCUCAACAUCCCCACCUCUCUCAACCACCCCACAACCACUAGAGAACCAACAUUGUGAUGCCCAGGUUGCAACAGGAUGGAAUUCAGGGACGGACCCAGCCUGGCUAAGGGAACCAUUUCACUGCCGGACUUAGGCUGGCAAUGCCCCCUUCCCCCACCCCAGACACGGGGAUUGCCACAAUCCCACUGAAUGCCCUCGGUUCACACUUCAUUUCCCAGUUUCUGUUGACCUCCCACCUUCCAGUGUUGGACAGGAUGGAGGGGGGACGCCUGCUCAGGGGCUCUCCUGGGUCCCACACCAGUGCCCACCCCAAAUCUGGUCGUCUCCUCCCCCCAUACACAGCACAAGCUAAGGGCUGCCCUCUGCCCACACUUGUUCACUGCCAGUGCUGAACUCAACCCCAUCGCCCUCCAACUCUGGGGCCCAUGUCUUCCUUGGGCCAAGGUCUCAUGGGGACUGGGGCCAAGUUGGGGGCCCAGGAGGCAGGGAGGGGGGAGGAGAGGAAGAUGCGCAGUUACCUCAUGAUGGUGCCCGCUGGGAGGGGUCCGGGAAGAAGGGGAAGGGGUGCCUGGCGGGUACUUUUCUAUCUUUUAUUUCCAGAUUUUUUUUGUAUCUAAACUUGAAGAUUUGUAUUAUACAAAGACAGCCAAUAAAGGGAGAAUAUAACGCCCCUUGGGAAACAAGGGUUUGUGUAGGGGCGGGGCAGCCCCAGAGCCUUUCCUCCUGAGUCAUGGACUGAAACGGAGUCAGAAGGGUGUCCGUGAGUGAUAACCUGUGAGUCAUUGCGUGAAAACAGGUACCACUGACUCAGCACCUGCCAGGCAGGUAUUAAAGGAGCCUAAAUUAAUCACCCCAUUUCCAUCCUUACAGAAUCCGAACCCAAAAUUAAUCACCCCAUUUCCAUCCUUACAGAAUCCGAACCCAAAAUUAAUCACCCCAUUUCCAUCCUUACAGGAUUCGAACCAAGAAACUAAAAACAAAUACUAUAAACUGCUGGUCCAGCAUAGUGGCUCACGCCUGUAAUCCCGGUACUUUGGGAGGCCAGGGCAGGCAGAUCACUUCAGGUCAGGAGUUCAAGACCAGCCUGGCCAACAUGGAGAAACCCUGUCUCUACUAAAAAUUGAAAAAUUAGCCCGGUGUGGUGGCGCACACCUGUAGUCCCAGCUAUUUUUCAUUCGUGUUUGUUUUGUUUUCUGUUAACAAAUGUUUGAUAUUUUCUCAAUUCCAGCUAUUCUUGUGGCUGAGGUACAAGAAUCACUUGAACCCAGGGGUGGAAGUUGCAGUGAGCCAAGGUCACACCACUGCACUCCAGCCUGGGCAACAGUGGGACUGUUGAAAAAACAAACAAACUUCCAGUCAGUUCAAUAUUCAUGUUUUAAUGAGUCGGAUUGGUAGCAUCUCUGCCCGUGCUGGCAAAUUCCUGUUUUGUCAGCAUUUUCCAUAACUCUGGCCAAAGUGUCACCUGAUGUGGCAACGUUUUUCGGUCUCCGUGUUGUUUCUUGAGUCCUUUGAUCUAAUGUAUAAGAUGUAUUUUAAAAUAUAUAUAAUAUAUAAAUUUUGCUUUGUUAUAGCUCUUUAAAUGA